Physella acuta is the source of this 6318-nucleotide messenger RNA. RefSeq names its product potassium channel subfamily T member 2. Gene Ontology annotation, cellular component: plasma membrane. Gene Ontology annotation, molecular function: outward rectifier potassium channel activity; intracellular sodium-activated potassium channel activity. Lineage: Eukaryota; Metazoa; Mollusca; Gastropoda; Physidae. The record is from RefSeq and is a predicted model, not a curated record. Gene Ontology annotation, biological process: potassium ion transmembrane transport.
ACUGUAGGCCUAAAAUGUCUUUUGACGAUGAGGCAACAGGUGGUGAUUGCGAUGGCAUUGAUUUCAAAUGGAUGCGAGACGACAGUGAUUCCUUUUCUGAGGAUGAUGACUGGAAUGAGAGAGAUGGAGGCGCCUUACCAAAGUUUCACAAUAGAGAAAAAUCUUGGCGUGCACAUUUGCGACGGAUUAUUCUUCGUAACCCUACUACACGAAUCAACAUUUCAAUUGUUUAUAUCAGCAUCAAGUUGAUCAUGUGUCUUCUGUAUGUUGUUAGAGUUUGUAUGGAUGAUCCUUCCCAGUAUGCAUGUUCUGGUGUUCCAUGUAAUAAUACUGAGGACAUAAAUGGCACAGUGUCCACAGACAUAAAUUGGUAUGUGCUGCAGUGGGUACAUCGUCCAUUGUGGCUAUGGGCAGUUCAGAUUUUCCUUUCAGCUAUUACCUUGCUUAAAAUACUUGUCAUCCUGGGGAUAACAGCUAAGGGCAAUAUACUGGUGCUUGUAUUUUCUAAAGAAUUUCUGUUGGAAAUAUUAUGUAGCUUGCCUUUUAUUGUGUCGGUUAUCUGGCCACCAACUCUCCAGCAUAUUUUUAUACCACAUUUCCUAAACUGUUGGUUGGCUUUAAUUUUUUUAAAACAUUUAUUGAAUGAUUUUCAUUUGGCUAAGCAAAGAUUUCAAACAAUGUCUGUUACCUUAUCCCAACAAUCUUGGUUUUUGAUUGCCACAUUAUGCUGCUUGGUUUUUACAACAAUUUGUGGCAUACAACACAUACAGCGAGGUAGUCUUGAAACUAAUUUAAGCAUGUUUCAGAGUGUGUAUUUUGUCAUAGUGACUCUGACUACAGUUGGGUAUGGUGAUAUUUCACCUGAUAUUUGGCUUGGUCAACUAUUUAUGUGUAUUAUGAUUUGUGUGGCUUUUUCAUUUAUUCCUAGACAGCUUGAAGAGAUUGGUUCAACAUGGGCACAGAGAAAAAAAAUGGGUGGAGAUUACAGUAAACGAGCUGCAUCGAAAGGGAAACAUGUGGUUGUUAUUGGUUCUGAGUUCACGAUUGAGUCAGUUAUGAGUUUCCUCAGUGAGUUUUUUGAGCACCCAAAACUUGAAAAUUACACAGUUGUUAUGAUGAGUUCAGAAGAACUAGAUGACAACAUGCAAUUCAUCUUAAAAGACCCAAAAUGGGCUAACAGGGUUCUUUAUAUCAGAGGAUCUGCUUUGAAAGAUAUUGACCUUAAAAGAUGCAGAAUCCAUGAAGCUGAGGCGUGUUUUUUUCUUGUCAACAAAAAUUGUGAUGAUAUGGAGAAAUGUGACCAGCACACAGUUCUAAGAUCAUGGGCUGUCAAAGAUUUUGCUCCUAACUGUGCACAAUAUAUUCAGCUGUAUAAAGCUUCCAACAAAAUACAUGUUAAGUUUGCAGAACAUGUUGUCAGUGAAGAUGAAUUCAAAUUUGCCCUACUUGCCAACAAUUGCUUAUAUCCUGGUUUGUCUACUCUUGUAACUCUGCUGUUGCAUACUUCAAGAGGCCAGGAGGGUCAGUGGGCACCAGAAAAUUGGCAGCAGGUCUAUGGCCGACAUUCUGGUAAUGAAAUCUACCACAUACAAUUACAACGCAGUCUUUUUUUCCGAGAUUAUGAUGGAAAGAAAUUUUCUUAUGCUUCUGUUGAUGCUCAUAAAAAGUAUGGUGUGAACUUGAUUGCUGUAUUUGAUUCAACUGCUGCAGAAGCAAAGCUUCAGUUGAAUCCAGGCCCUGAAUAUGUGAUGAAAGCUUCUGAUUAUUGCUUCUAUAUGAGUUUAUCCAGAGAAGAAAAUGUCAAAAUCUCUCCCAGUGACCUAGAUGAAGGCAAAAGCUCAUCGGAAGUUAGAAACAAAAACAUUGCAAUAUUAGUGAAAGAGAUGAAUAAGCUAAUGCAAGAUGUUGAGCCAGAAGAUGUGGAUGAAGAGUCUGUGUUUAGUACAAUAACAUCAAAUAUUGGUUAUGUAGCUACUCUUGGUAAAAAUCUACGCAAAGGACUAGAAGGUGAGCCAUUGUUGUCAAGGGACACAAUUCCUCUUGUUGCCUUUAAAACUGAUACUAGAGAUAAGAUGGGUGAUUCACCACCCAGUGGACUUGAAACAUUUGAUCGUGUGCAUGGUGCAACAGUACCUUCAAAGAUUGUUCAGCAUAUGAUUGAUCUUGGAAAGGAAAGUAUGACCAUAGGCCCUCCACCGUGCACAUUAAACAUGGGGACAAGGCGUACAUUAUGCCAUCUGCACAAAGAAUCAAGAGCUCUUUGCUGCCUGGAAUGGGGAAAACCUUGUCAACACUGCAGCUACAAAGUGGCCUCAGACCAGCGCUGGGAAAAUCAGCUAGUUAUUCUGUCAGUUCGCCGGUGCUGCCCUGGACUGUAUAAUUUCAUUAUUCCUUUAAGAUCCAACUACCUAAGUCAACUGUCACUCAGUCCUAUUAUUCUCAUGUUUGAAGAACUUCCAUCCAGAUUUUUUUUAGAAACAAUAGCUCACUUCCCUCUAGUUUUUUGGAUGCAAGGAAUUUUGACAAGCCUAGAUGAUCUUUUAGUUGCUGGUGUGAAUAAAGCUGUGCACCUAGUAAUUUCUCACAUGGAAGCUGAUCCUGGUGGAGAAGAAAACUUAAGUGAUGCUGAGACAAUUGUUACAGUACAGAAAAUAUCCAGGCUAUUCCCUCAUGUGAACAUUAUCACAGAAGUGAAUGAAGCAUCUAACAUGAGAUUUAUGCACUUUAAAGCCAAAGAUUCUUAUAUGCUAAAGAUACGUAAACUUGAACAGAGAUUGAAGGAGCAAGCAGCCUCACAUCUUCCAUAUAUGUUUAGACUUCCAUUUGCUGCAGGCAAAGUUUUCAGCUCUCAUAUGCUAGACAGGCUUUUGUAUCAGACUUUUGUUAAAGGCUAUUUGAUUAGUUUUGUUCGGCUUCUACUUGGUAUUGAUGCUGAGAAAAAUUCUGGGCAUCUCUCUAGUGUCAGAAUUCGUAGAGCUACACUCUCUCAAUUUCCCACUUAUGGAGAUUUGUAUCAGGGUUUGUGCUCUACUACAGGAGAAAUCCCCAUAGCCAUUUAUAGGACUGAAAAGCAGACUUCUCCAUCUUCCCCUGUUGAGUUAACUGAAAUGGCCGAAAAUAACAAUACCACAAAGCAGAAAAGACAUGGUCGAAGUCACUUAUUUCAUUUUGGUGACCACCAAAAGAAGAAUCUUAGAUCAUCUAGAACGUCUGUUGGUGCAGUAUUUUCUGAGAAAGAUAAAAACAGUAAUCGCCAUCUUGAGGAAAUGGUUCAAGCUAGAAUGGAGAGUUUAGGUCUAGCAAUCAAAAGUCGACCUUAUACUAUCCAGAAACCAGCCAAGACACUUUCCUAUGUUAUUGUCAAUCCUUCACCAACCAGGAGACUCAAAUGUGGUGAUAUGGUCUAUGUGAUACAACCUAGUUCAAUGCAAGCAGUUCCCAACAAAUUAAAUCGAAGCAGCCGUACCUUGAGUAAAGCAUUUCGAAGCCGCCACAUUAGCAUUAACACAUCUAGCAUCAAUAAAGCCACAGGAGAUGGCAGCAGUUCACCUGGCAGUCCUGCUGGUCUUUUUGUAAGUCCCUUAGCCAUGCUGCACAGCUGUGGCACUUCAAGCAGCACAGCUUCUAAACCAACUGAUGUUUUGGUGGAAGUUAAAGCAGAUAGUGCGAAAAAUAUUUUGAUUGAAGAAGAGGAUGGCUUUGAACAAGGUGAAAUGAGGCCACGAUGUAGAUCAGAGUCUAGUGCUAACAAGAAAAGUGGUGGCUUUGUUCCAAAAGAGAAAUCAGCUGAUGCUUAGUUUAACAAAAAUAUUACCUUUAGCUUGUUUUUAUUUUUACACAUUGUAACUUUAUCUGAAAACUGAAUUUCUUCAGCAACUAGAUAUCCUAGUAAAUCAGAAAUGCAUUUAGUCUUAACUUAAUUAUUGAAUUUUAAAACUAGUUGAUAAAACUGGCAAAAUACUCACCUAAUCAGAAACUUGAUUUUAUAAUUCUAGGAAUUAAACUGUUCUAAUACUCAUUUUUCAGUGAUGUAAAUAAAUAAUCAUUUUGUUUUGUUAUUGCUUUGUUAUUCACACCCAUAUCCUAGCUUUCAAAUUUAUUAUUAGUUUCAUUAACGAUUGUUUUCUUUUUUGUUUUUUUUAAUGUGUAUAUAUUUGCUCAUUUAAGGAAAUACUGAGUCUAUCCAAGUAUUUUUGCCGGUUAACUUUAUUUGGUUACCUGCUUCAUGUUUUUGUAAAUAAAAUCAACAUGAAUUUUUUUUGUAUAAAUGAGAUUGCUGAUGAACAAACAAGAAAUGUAUUAAAAAUUACAAUUUCAAGGUUCCAAGUUAUGUAUUUUAUAUUGGCAAAUUGAACCUUAUAACUCUAAGGUAUGUCAAAUAAAUGCAAAUAGAUUUUAAUGGUGCUAAGUUUUAGAAAUAAGGAAUUAUAAAGCUAUAAGAUUAAUGUGUUCUAAAAAAUAAAUUUUUAAGUACAAUAAAUAUUGUCUGAUGUCAUAGAUAAUACACAAAUGAUAUAUACUGCUGGAGUACAAUCUCAUUUUUUCUGAUCUGUUUAUUUUACGAACCAAUUCCUUCAUAAUUUAAUAUAAACUAUUAUUUUUACACCUCUUUGUCUAUGUUGUAAUUAUUUCUGUAAAAAAAAAUUAAUAACUACUUUUAUAAUACUCAGAUUGUGACCCUUAGGACAAAAGAAGUGUUAGCACAUUUUUCUAAUUUUUUUAGCCAGAGAUGUUCUAGGAAUUUUAGUUUUAUUUAAAUAUUUAUCUAUAUGCUUUCUGGGUGAGUUUUUAAAAACAAUUCUAGCUCUAAGUUAUUAGUAGCAACCUGAUGUGCUUAAUGUGGAAAGAAGUUGUAUUUAAAAAAUAUCUCUGGAAAAAAAUCUCAAAUCGAUUCUUACUCAAGUCUGUGUUUUAUGAUCAAUUAAUCAACUGAAAACCUGCUGUAUGUGUUAAGGGGUUUUGCAUUGAGGGAAAGGUUAAAUAUCAAUACAAUUUUAUCUUUCCUACAUGGAUUAAAAAGAAAGCUUUUCUUGCCAUAGAAUUUUUUUUCUAUAUUUUGGUUAAUUUGGGAAAAGAAAAACAUAAAAAUGCAAAGAAUGCUGAUUAUUCUCUUAGACUUUUCCCCCCACAUUUUAGAUCUAGAUUUUCAGAAAAAAAUGUUAACUAGUGGAUGACCUCUAAGUGAUUCAGAUUGUGGUGAAAUAUCACAAGACAGUUUUAGCUCCUUGAAUACAUGGUUAUAGGUUUCCCAAUUACCUUUGUACUCAUUUCAGUGUGUAUGUAAAAUUGUUGUAUGAUCAUUUAGUUAAUAUCUAUUUUGUAUAUAAUAUUUACUUGUUAAUUAGGCAUACCUUUUUAAAAUAAAUUUAAAAAAAAACACAUUUAUUAUUGUUGCCUAAGCAAACAUUCUACAAAUGAUAUUAUUUUUCAAAGCUCCACAGAUUUGGUUUAAGAAAUCAAUUAAUUAUAAACUACAUAAAACUUUUGAUAUGUUUAUUAAGAAUUAUUUUGUGUUGGUAUAAAGGAGCUGGAUAACCCAUUAUUCCAGUAUUUUAUUGUAUCAUGAACAUUUUACUUCCUGCCACAUGAUUUUUCUACGGAAAAAAAAAGUAAAUCUUUUCAUAAAUGAUAUUCCUAUAAGAGAACACCAAUUUAUAUUUUUUAAAUGAUCAUUCCCUUGUCACAUUCCUUUUUUUCAAAAUAUCAGUUUUAUUAGUAGCAUCUAAAGCUAAUAAUAUGCAAAAAAAAGUAUAUAUCCUUAUUUUAGAUUUUUUUUUUUUUUUUUUAAUUUCAGUAUGCACAAAAUGUAAUCAGUUUCAAAAUGUAUGCACUAAUAAUCAGAUUUUUUACUAUCUGGAGGUGCACAUUUUAUGAGUCAUGUUAAUGGCAGUGCUAAUAUUUCUAAUUUGAUUAAUGAGAAAUAUACAACUGGUUUAACAAUAUGGUACAUGGUCAAAUGCAAAAUUUUAAUGUUGAUUUUGUAAGAAUUGUAAGAGAAAUAAUGUAAAUAUAAAGCAUGCCAGUGUACAUUUAAGUAUUAUCUGUGCAUUUAUUACACCAAAAUUGAUACCAAUUUGCAUUUCAGUAUCUAGUUGUAACUUGUAGUCUUUCAUAUGUCUCAGUCAGCUUCUUAAAGAUUUAUAUGUGAGUUUAAAAAAAACAGUAUAAUGUUUUGGUCCUUUACUUCCCUAUCCCAUGAUUUCCAAAAGUACAUUCAUUUUGCUGAAAUUUGGGAUCAGAGGAUUAUGUACAGUACAAUAUAAUGUUGAAGAAGUUAUUAGGACCAAUUAUAAUUUGCAAUGUAAAUUUUCUAUAAGU